CGAAAUCGAGUCGUCGUCGGAGUAGACAUCGUGACGAUACUUGAACGAGAUGCAGCUCUCGACGUUUGAAUUCAACACCGCUCUCAAGCUGUCAGCGCUUGGGUACACGGCCAAGACACAGGGCGACACGUUUGCCGAGUACAAGCUCAACGUGCUUAGCAAGCUGAAGACAACGCUACAGCUUGGUGCCAGCGACCGGCCGUUCGUCGCGUACGACGACGAGAAGAUCCGCGUGAUCGUGGUCACGAUCGCGUCCGUGGCCUACGUUUCGAUCACAGGCACCAACUCGUCCGAGGACAUGCUGGCCAAUUCGGCGGUCUGUGCGCAGCGCAUUGCCCCGAACGCCCACGCACCCGCCGGGUACCUCAAAGGCGGUCGCACCCUCGGGAUCGUUCGCCUUGCGCGAGCUUUGCUCGACUUCGACGAGCUCCGAAAGGUGAUUUUAUGCGGCCACAGCCGCGGUGGCAGUGUCGCCCACACGGCCCACUACGAGCUCAUUUCGGACGCACGCUACGUCUUCGACACGACCAAAUUGCUCUCGGUCGCGUUUGGGUCGACGCCGUUCCUCAAGAGCGAUAAACCGAAUGGGGACGAAGCCAAUCCACUCUUUGUCGGUCCCGUCCUUCUUCUCGUGCGGGACGCCUUGCUUACUGAGCAUCGCGUCACGACUGCGCUCUUCAACUUGCUCGGUGUCGACGUGUACAAGAUGUCGCAGCAGGCCAUCAACGACCGCAUUGAGUCGCUGAGCGAGUAUCAGUACUACGGCGCAUGGAUCAACCUGUCCGUCUGCGGUGGGUCGACUUGGACGCUAGACACGGACCCCGCGGCGCUCUUCCGCUCGGAAUCGUUCCUCGCUGCUCGCGACGGCACCCAAAUUGUGCGCGAACACGGCAUCGAAGACACAUACGUGGCCUUUGUCGUCCAGGGCGUGACCGCGCCGUCAGCGAGUGGCGAGGAUCUCCAAGACAAGGUGUACAUGACAGCGGCGACAACGCUCGUGGUGAGUGAGAUGUCAAGCGCCUCCUUGGCGGUGCUUCUCAACAAGGCCAUGUCUGCCGCCGUGGUGACCAAGACCCUCGGCAAGAGAGAGAUUUCGGACAAUCUGCGUCGAUUUGUGCGGGCGCUGGAAGCCUACCUUACCGUUGUGUACACGCUGGCCAAGGCCAACGACGCGACGAUUGACGUCGCAGUUACAGUCGCCAAAGACAUGCAAGGCUGGACGGGCUUUGCAGCGCGCCUGGCCGCGAUCAAAGACCGCGGGACGGAUGAGGCGGGCACGUGGAACAGGCUCAACGACGACAACAUUACAGCCGACAUGAACAGUCUCUCGAUCUUCACCGCGUCCGUCCUCUCUGCGAGCCACUUGGCCGAGCCUCAGAGUCUUUGGGCAAACAUCAAAGCGAGAGCUCUCUUAGGGGUGGCUCUUUUUCCAAUGAUCGCUCUGAUGACGUUUGUCGUCUUUGGUGCGGCAGCAGCGGUAGCGUUGGCCCCAGCUUUCAUGUUGCUCUUUGGCCCAAAGAUGCCCGCGGGGUCUGCCGAGCUGUAUGCCAUGCCCUCGGCUACAACGCGUCCCUCGAUGCCGCCUGCGUCAGCGCGAAGCCCGUACCUCGCGCUGACCUACGCGCGCCACCAAGUCGAUGUCGCCGCACCCGACGCGGCGAUCCGAGUGCGGUCCGAGGCGUACAAAGAAACCGGAAGCGCGUACGUGCACCAUCUGAGAGCCAUCGCGUUGGCCACGAACGUGUCGAUUGGCGACGGCGACGCAAGUGCACAAGCCAUUGAGGAAACGCUCACCAAGACGACCCGCCUAAAGGCCACCGACCCUGCCAACCAACGCCUCGUCGACAGCUUCAUUGCCGUGCUUCGGACCAUCCGAGACCUCCGCGCAGUCUGUCAAUGCCUCGUCUUCAUCGUCAUCAAUGGCAACCAAAACGUUGGCAAGUCGUGGUUUCUGCGCGCCCUCGACAACCAACCCGCCCCGCCGCGCGACAGCACCGAGUUCCCCGAGUUCCGGCCCUAUGUGCCUCGCGGUGCUGAGAACACCGAUCCUGGUCUGCGCGUGUACAUUCUGGACUUGCCUGGAAACGACUCGGACAGCGACCACCGGCGGCGCUUUGUCAAGGAGCUCUACGGCAUCAGUAGCAUCGGUAUCCAUCUCUUUGCGUGCGACACGGAGCCGCGCAUUAGCGACAAGGACAUGCAGUCGAUGCGGCAGAUGUUUAGCGGCUGCGACGACGUACUCAUUUGCCUCAACAAGGCGCUUUUGAUGGGCAUCGAAUGGCAAGACCCCGAGGAUGCCACGAAUGCAGACGAAAGUCCGCUCGCACCGAUCCGCGCCAAGUGGCGACAACACUUUGAAGCGAAUGGGGUCGAGUUGGACGGAGCCAAAACCAAGUACCACCUCAAGAUCACCGACAUGCACGGAACCCACAAGCCGCGCCCGCGACCCAAGUCGACGCCGCCGUCCACCGCCGAUCAAAGAAAUUUGCGACGGUAUGACCAAGAAGUCGAGGAAGAUCUUGCCAAGCUCCGCACCAACGGAGGUGAGUCGACGCAAGAGGUCGUGGCAUGGAUUGACGCCACGAUCGCCAAGGUCGUUCGAGCCCACAAGCUGUAGACGACCGCAAGUUGUCAUCUCAUAAUGGCAAAGUGGCGGCUUUUAAUGCUUGCCAUUUUGUAUUUUUGGAUGA
Messenger RNA from Saprolegnia parasitica CBS 223.65, 2690 nucleotides. RefSeq lists its product as hypothetical. The record is from RefSeq and is a predicted model, not a curated record. The transcript is spliced from 2 exons. Bases 50 to 2617 code for a protein of 855 amino acids. Lineage: Eukaryota; Oomycota; Saprolegniomycetes; Saprolegniales; Saprolegniaceae.